Molecule: messenger RNA, 3122 nt
Organism: Podarcis lilfordi (Lilford's wall lizard)
Lineage: Eukaryota; Metazoa; Chordata; Lepidosauria; Squamata; Lacertidae
Source: the annotation of a GenBank genome assembly
AUGCAGAAUGAGCUAACCCAUUCCUCGUGUGCCAAGAAACGGAGGAGAGACGGGGCAUUGCUCCCUUUGGUAAGGACUCGGAGAGCAGCCAAUCGCCACCCGCUCUUCCCUCAGUAUAAUUACCAGGUCCAAGUGGCCGAAAACCAGCCUCCCGGGACCCCUGUGAUCACGAUGGCAGCCCAAGACCCCGAUUCAGGUGAAGGUGGGCGCCUGCUCUAUUCCAUGGAUGCCCUGAUGAACAGCAGGUCCCUGGAGUUGUUUAGUAUUGAUUCGCAAAAUGGCCUCAUCACCACCACUGAAGUUUUGGACAGAGAAAAUAUGGACCUGCACUACUUUCGAGUGACCGCGGUGGAUCACGGGGUUCCCCGUCUUUCUGCCACCACCAUGGUUGCCAUUACAGUGGCAGACAGGAAUGACCACAAUCCAGUAUUUGAGCAGAGUGAGUACAGAGAGACUAUCCGAGAAAAUGUUGAAGAGGGCUACCCUAUCUUACAGCUGAGGGCCACAGAUGUGGACUCCCCACCCAAUGCCAACAUCAGAUAUCGUUUUGUAAAUGAGCAAGCAGCUCACUCUGUCUUUGAAAUAGACUCCCGGUCAGGGCUGAUCACCACCAGUGGGCAAGUGGACAGGGAGAAAAUGGAGAAAUAUUCUUUAGUGGUGGAGGCAAAUGAUCAAGGUAAGGAGCCUGGCCCUCGAUCGGCCACAGUUAGAGUCUAUAUCACAGUCCUUGACGAGAAUGACAAUGUCCCACAGUUCAGUGAGAAGCGGUACAUAGUCCAGGUAAGAGAGGAUAUCAGACCCCACUCGGAAAUUUUGAGAGUUACUGCCACUGACUUGGACAAAGACAAUAAUGCUUUAGUUCAUUAUAACAUCAUCAGUGGGAACAGCAGGGGCCAGUUUUCCAUUGACAGUGUGACUGGGGAAAUACAGGUAGUGGCACCUUUGGAUUUUGAGGUUGAGCGGGAAUAUGCACUGAGGAUACGUGCCCAGGAUGCAGGGCGGCCUCCUCUGUCCAACAACACAGGCAUGAUCAGCAUCCAAGUAGUGGACAUCAACGAUCAUGCUCCCAUCUUUGUCAGCACCCCUUUUCAAAUAUCAGUGUUAGAAAAUGCCCCUUUUGGCCACUCGGUGAUCCACAUCCAGGCUGUGGAUGCAGAUUAUGGAGAGAACUCUCGCCUGGAGUACAAACUCACUGGGGUCUCAUCUGACACCCCCUUUGUGGUGAACAGUGCCACUGGGUGGAUUACUGUGAGCGGCCCCUUGGAUCGAGAAACGGUGGAGCACUACUUCUUUGGAGUAGAGGCCCGGGAUCACGGCUCCCCAGCAUUGUCUGCCUCUGCUAGUGUCACCAUCACGGUAAUGGAUGUAAAUGACAAUCGGCCUGAAUUUACCCAGAAAGAAUAUUUUAUCCGUCUCAACGAAGAUGCUUCCGUGGGGACCAGUGUUCUGAGUGUCACGGCAAUUGACCGGGAUGUGAACAGUGCCAUCAGCUAUCAGGUAACAGGUGGGAACACCCGGAACCGUUUUGCCAUCAGUACCCAGGCAGGAGUGGGACUAAUCACCCUCUCUUUGCCCCUGGAUUACAAGCAGGAGAGGCGCUUUGUGCUGACAGUGACAGCCUCUGACCGGACUUUGCAUGACACUUGUCACGUCCAUAUCAACAUCACUGAUGCCAACACCCAUAGGCCAGUGUUCCAGAGCGCCCAUUACUCAGUAAGUGUUAACGAGGACCGCCCUGUCGGCAGCACUGUGGUGGUGAUCAGUGCCACUGAUGAUGAUGUAGGGGAAAAUGCCAGGAUUACCUACUACUUGGAGGACAACAUUCCUCAGUUUCGCAUUGACGCAGACACUGGUGCCAUCACGUUGCAAGCACAGUUGGAUUACGAGGACCAAGUGACCUACACCCUGGCCAUUACAGCCAAAGAUAACGGCAUCCCUCAGAAAGCAGACACCACCUACGUAGAAAUCAUGGUGAACGAUGUCAAUGACAAUGCCCCUCAGUUUGUUAGCGCUCACUACCAAGGCAUCAUCUCGGAAGACAGCCCUCCCUUCACCAGCGUGCUCCAGAUCUCCGCCACGGACCGGGAUGCCCAUGCCAACGGACGAGUGCAGUACACCUUCCAGAAUGGGGAUGAUGGGGAUGGAGAUUUCACAAUAGAACCCACGUCUGGGAUUAUCCGCACUGUCCGCAGGCUGGACCGGGAGAGCAUCCCAGUCUACGAACUCACUGCCUAUGCCGUGGAUAGAGGCAUCCCUCCCCAGAGGACACCUGUCCAUAUUCAAGUCACCGUGCAAGAUGUGAAUGACAAUGCUCCUGUCUUCCCAGCUGAAGAGUUUGAGGUUUUAGUGAAGGAAAAUAGCAUUGUGGGCUCUGUGGUGGCUCAGAUUACAGCUGUUGAUCCAGAUGAAGGGCCCAAUGCACAGAUCAUGUAUCAGAUUGUGGAAGGCAACAUCCCUGAAAUUUUCCAGAUGGACAUAUUUUCAGGUGAGCUCACAGCCCUGAUUGACCUGGACUAUGAGAGCAAGGCAGAGUAUGUGAUUGUAGUCCAGGCCACCUCUGCCCCCCUAGUCAGCAGAGCCACAGUCCACAUCAAGCUCAUUGACCAGAAUGAUAACAGCCCCAUCCUUAAAAACUUCCAGAUUCUCUUUAACAACUACGUCUCCAACAAAUCCAAUACCUUCCCUUCUGGGGUUAUAGGGAAGAUCCCUGCGUAUGACCCAGAUGCAUCUGACAGACUGUUCUACACCUUCGAACGAGGGAAUGAGCUGCACUUGUUGAUUGUCAACCAGACUAGUGGGGAACUCCGGCUGAGUCGCAAGCUGGACAACAAUCGUCCUUUGGUGGCCUCCAUGCUGGUGACCGUCACAGGUAAAGGCAGUUUCAGUGCUUUUGGUGACUGUGGAAACGUUGCAUUUCCUUGACUUAUGACAACUGGGCCAGCCUUUUAGCAAUGUUAAACGGCGCCAGACUCUCAGUACUGGACCAUUAUGCCAGGGGUGGAGGAUAAGGGGGAUGGGGAGAGACUUUGAUGGCAAUUAUGCUGGUGGAUCUUUUAUUUAUUUUCCCCCUGCUUCCUUUAGGGCGUAAUAGCUCAGUGGGCUACCAAAAAGGCAAGAUUUGA